Messenger RNA from Myxocyprinus asiaticus (Chinese sucker), 4046 nucleotides. RefSeq names its product adenosine deaminase RNA specific B1a (gene adarb1a). Lineage: Eukaryota; Metazoa; Chordata; Actinopteri; Cypriniformes; Catostomidae. Gene Ontology annotation, biological process: adenosine to inosine editing; RNA processing. The coding region runs from base 403 to 2472 and encodes 689 amino acids. The transcript is spliced from 12 exons. Gene Ontology annotation, molecular function: double-stranded RNA binding; double-stranded RNA adenosine deaminase activity; tRNA-specific adenosine deaminase activity. The record is from RefSeq and is a predicted model, not a curated record. Gene Ontology annotation, cellular component: nucleolus; cytoplasm.
UGAAAACACGCGUUAUUAAAUCACUCGCUGUACGAUACGCACCGAUGCUUUGCAUGCGUUAAUAUUGCAAGUGUCGACAAAUACUACAUGCGCGUCUUUUCAACAUAGCUUUUUUUAAUUUUGUGCUAUCGAUUGAAGGCAUUUUGUCCAUCCGGAUUCAUCUAAGGGUUUAAAUCCAACAACCUACAGUUACGCAACACACUGUUUUGUGUCGCCAAUAAAGACUAGUGGAGGAAAAACAUACAGGGUUCAUCAGCAAGGCAAUGAAUGAAGUAGGAGCCAGUGGGCGGCCCAGGGGGCAGCAGAAGUUCAUCAGUUUGGAUGUGGAUGAAGAGGAACACAUGAGUCCUGCACCGAAGGCGUUGUAAGUUAUUCUCUCUGGGCAUCGCAGGUUCGUGUAGCAUGGAUGUUAAAGAAAACUGCAACCUGGACAACCUUUCCUCCAAGGAGAGGCUGGGAGAGGGGCCUCACUUAGCCAAUAGGAGCACAAGGCGAUUGGGCAAGAAACGCCCUCUAGAGGAGGGCAAUAAGAGUCAUGGCCACUCCAAAUUCCGUCCCAAGAAGCGCAGGAAAAUGCAAGGGCCGGUUUUACCGAAAAAUGCGCUGAUGCAACUUAAUGAAAUUAAACCAGGACUACAGUACAAAUUGCUGUCUCAGACAGGGCCAGUGCAUGCACCCGUGUUCAUUAUGACUGUCGAAGUUAAUGGACAGUUGUUUGAGGGUUCUGGUCCAACGAAGAAGAAAGCCAAACUGAAUGCAGCCGAAAAAGCAUUGCGUUCUUUCGUUCAGUUCCCAAAUGCAUCUGAAGCUCACCUUGCGAUGGGGCGCACGCUAACAGUCAAUGCAGACUUCACUUCAGACCAGGCGGAUUUCCCCGACACACUAUUUAAUGGAUUCGAAACGCCAGCGCCGCCUGACGUCCCGUUCUACCUGAGUCUCAGCAGCAACGGGAGGCUUUUCUCCCUAAAUAAAUGCCCAUUGCCUGUGACUCAAAAAAACAACAAGCUGGCACACCCACCUCUUCUGCUGCCCUCUGUGCUCACAGCACCCCCUACUGGCAGUGGCAAAAACGCAGUGAUGAUCUUAAACGAGCUUCGACCAGGACUGAAAUACGAGUUUGUGGCGGAGAGCGGUGAGAGCCAUGCCAAGAACUUUGUUAUGGCGGUCACUGUGGAUACACAGACGUUCCAAGGUUUCGGGCGAAAUAAAAAGCUGGCAAAAGCAAGGGCAGCUCAAGCAGCGCUAUCUGGACUUUUUAACAUGCAACUGGACCAGACACCAUCCCAUCAGCCAAUCCCAAGAGAAGGUCUGCAGCUACACCUGCCUCAGGUUCUUGCAGAUGCUGUCUCUCAUUUGGUUGUGGAGAAGUUCAGCGAGCUGACAGACAACUUUACUUCUCCACAUGCGCGACGAAAAGUCCUGGCGGGUGUUGUCAUGACAACUGGUAAGGAUGUGAAGGAUGCCCAGGUGAUCUGCGUCUCUACUGGAACCAAGUGUAUAAAUGGAGAGUACAUGAGCGAUCGGGGCCUCGCUCUUAAUGACUGCCACGCUGAGAUCAUUGCACGCCGCUCCCUUAUCAGAUAUCUGUACAGUCAACUGGAGUACUUCCUCAGUGAUAGUAAAGAGGAAAAGGAGAAAUCCAUAUUCAGAUGGUGCAGUGAACAUGGCUACCGGUUAAAAGACGACAUUCAGUUUCAUUUGUAUAUCAGCACGUCACCCUGCGGAGACGCCCGAAUCUUUUCUCCUCAUGAGGCUGGCGCCGAGGACCAGGGUGACCGGCAUCCAAACCGAAAGGCCCGUGGACAGCUGCGAACCAAGAUCGAGUCUGGAGAAGGAACGAUACCUGUUCGUACGAGUAACACCAUUCAGACUUGGGAUGGAGUCCUGCAGGGAGAGAGACUACUGACCAUGUCAUGCAGCGACAAGAUCGCCAGAUGGAACGUGAUCGGAGUACAGGGGUCUCUUCUGAGUUAUUUCAUGGAACCCAUCUAUUUCUCGAGUUUAAUUCUCGGCAGCCUGUACCAUGCAGACCACCUGUCCAGAGCCAUGUACCAACGCAUCACUGACAUGGAUGAUCUGCCCCAGCCAUUCACCCUCAACAGACCCCUCCUUAGUGGUAUCAGCAACACAGAAGCAAGGCAACCUGGGAAGGCUCCCAACUUUAGCGUAAACUGGACGGUUGGAGAUCAGGGGUUAGAGAUCAUCAAUGCCACCACGGGGAAAGAUGACCAAGGACGAGCUUCUCACCUGUGCAAACAUGCCCUCUAUAGUCGCUGGGUCUGUCUACAUGCCAAGCUCACUGAAACGCUGAGGAUCCAGGGUUCUCGGCCAGGCUCCUACCAUGAGGCAAAGCAAGCGGCUGUGGAGUAUCACACAGCAAAACAGACUCUCUUCAAAGCUUUCUACAAAGCGGGGCUUGGAGCGUGGGUUGAAAAACCCAUCGAACAGGACCAGUUUACCCUCACUCCCUGAGAUACACAAAGAGAAAGAGAAAAUGAGGGAUUGUCACAGUUUUAAAGUUUUAAUCUUACCAUGCACAGUUCAGUUUCCCUCUUUCUUGUCACUUUUUUGCCCCCGAUAUUAUUGCAAUUCGCAUGGCUCCUUCUAUCAGUUAAAAGUGCACUCAGUAAUUUGUUUUGUUUGUUGCGCGGGCCAAUACGGCAAUUGUUUUUAGAAAUGCGCUAUUAGAAGUUAGCCAUUAACUUAUUCUGCAGUUAAAAGUGUCCAAUAAUUGGGGUGUCAUUGAGAUAAAGUGAGUAGUAUUUGUCCGGUCAUAUGAUUAUGAGGCAACCUACUCCAUAUAGAAUAAAAUCUUUUUUAAGGCUAUUGAUAUGACUUGUCUUCAUCUCAUUUUAAAAAUAUGUUUUAAAAAGUACAAUUAUAUUAAAACUGUUUUAAUGAGGGGAAGAAUACUGAGUGCACUUUUAAAAACAUGGUUACAUUUAAAACUAUUUGUAUUUGGAAUGAAUUUUUCAUCUCAGGUUUCCACUUCAUUGUAAAUUCAGUAUGGGUAGUUGGUUUCCUGUUUAAAUUUAGCUAAUAUUUGUCAUCAAAUUUCUCAUUUAAUGUUACAAAUGUCAUGCCAUUUCACUGCAAAACAAUAAAAAGACUGUACAGCACAAACCGCUAUCUUUAGAAAACCAGAUUUAUCAGCUAGCGACUGGGGAAAGAUUUGUUUCUUCUUAAACGGUAGGAUAGGAAUUUGAUAGUCAGAUGUUUAUGAAUGAUUGUAAAUAAGUAAACUGCGUAAAAUUACUGGGUUAUUUUAAAGAUCGACUUCCUUAAUUCAUUUGAUAGGAGAUAAACAUUCGACACAACAAUACGGCACUUGAGAACAUAAUAUAAACCCCUAUAGGAACAUGUUGCAGCAUUUAGGAGACACUGUUAUGGUCCUAAACCUUUGCCUUUUUCAAAGUGGUUUACCCUGAUUAUACUUUCGUACUGUUUGAAACUGACUUAUCACCUUUAAGCUACUGCACUGAUCCUUUAAAGGUGUUCUGUUUUAGUUUUGGGUAGUUUCUUAUUUGGAUAAUAUUUCUCUCUCGGCUCAGCAGGAGUUCUGGAAUAAACUCAAGAACUCAACCUAGUUCGAUGUCGAAACAAUAACUUUUCCUUGUAAAUUCCCAUGGAGCCACUGUGUUCUGCAAUCCAGGAUGCUCUCCUUAUUGUCUGAACUAGGGGUCCCCAAUGGAUCCCUUAUGUUUGAUUUGGUUCUGUCAUGCCAGAAUCAGAACUUCCUUUAAACUCUGCAUCCAAACAAGACAAAGACUCAAACGCUGCAUGAGUUUUGGCAUGAAAAUACAAUAAAGAAAAGAAAAACUCCCCCCAAAAAUCCUUGUGUGUGUGUGUGUGUGUGUGUGUGUGUGUUUUUUCUUUUCUUUUUUCUUCUCUCUUAUCAGCCAGUAACCAACACUUGAUUUAAUUUGGACGAUCAAACUAUUGACUUUUCUGUACUUCUUGACAAUCUCAAACAAUACCAAAUUUCAAAGACGUUUCAACAGCCUGAACGGACUCAUUUAUGUUUGCUUUAUAAUCCUGAUAAUAAA